Molecule: messenger RNA, 1086 nt
Organism: Stegastes partitus (bicolor damselfish)
Lineage: Eukaryota; Metazoa; Chordata; Actinopteri; Pomacentridae
Product: ninjurin-1
Exons: 4
Coding region: 97-588 (163 amino acids)
Biological process (GO): tissue regeneration; cell adhesion
Cellular component (GO): membrane
Source: RefSeq, a predicted model, not a curated record
UCUACACCCAAAACUCUCUCUGUUACAGCAGUGAGCUCAGAGAAUCCACAGCGCAGCAGCAGGACAGUUUCCUGAGAGAUUAUCAAAGAAAGGAGAAUGGAGCACGCAGAGGCCGUCGCUCUGAACAAACUGGCCGACGCCGAGGCCCAAAGCGGCAAAAAAUAUCGCUCCAUCAACAUCAACCACUACGCCACGAAGAAGAGCGCAGCCCAGAGCAUGCUGGACGUGGCCCUGCUGAUGGCCAACUCGUCCCAGCUGAAGACCGUCAUCUACGUCGGGCCUCAGUACCGGUUCUACAUCCCCCUCCUCGUCCUGCUGUCUGUGUCCAUCACUCUUCAGGUCAUCGUGGGGCUGCUGCUCGUCUUCAUCGUGAAGUACGAUCUGAACGACGUGAGGAAACACUCCAAGCUGAACUGGAUGAACAACGUCGCGACGGUCUUCGUUUUUUUCACCGUCCUCAUCAACAUCUUCAUCACGGCGCUCGGAUUCGAAGGCCAACAUCUCAGGUCAGCGGCAACUGUGAUGGCGAUACCGGAGCCUGAGGUGGUGCCUCUGCCCGAAGACCUCAACAUAACUGGUGGCAUUUAGACCAAAUCUGGAGGGUUGUGGUGUGACAGUGGACUAUUUUGUAACUUCUCAUGAGCUCUUUGUCCAAAAUAUAUUUUCUCUGGACAAAGAUUCACCAGCUGGACCAAACUUUUAACCGAUGAAUCGACCACUUGCGGCUCCAGAAGAGGACCGCCAAGCAGAACCUCAUCCUCAGCAACCGCUGACCACAACUCCACCAAAGACUGACAACCAAAAACCUCCUUGUAAAUACCAAACCACUGCCUUAUCCUCUCCUAAACAGAUGCCUACAGACUGUACAGUAGUGCACUGACUUGUCAUUUUUGCAGUGCCGAAUCAAGCACGGAAUUUGCACAUUUUUUUUGUGUCAAUUUAAAGGUACUAUUUUGUAAAUACAAUACUUUAAAUACUUCCAGUUCACAUGUUAGAUUGGUAGGAAAGCUGGUUUAUACUUUGACCGAAUAAACUAAUUAAUGUCUCUUAUUGUACUGAGAUAAACAUUUCUGCAUUCUUAAUGAA